AUGCGGAGCUUGACCUGCUUCGCCGUGCUCUUGUGCACCAUUUUCUACCAAGUCAUUUCAGAUAAUUUUAAGUGGCAAAAUUCUAACUACAUUUUGCAUUUGCUCCAGAAAAAUGCGAAUUACAAAAUCGUCACGUUAGAACCGGAGUGCACCGUAGGGGCAGGUAACCAACUAGGACAAGCGGCACAAGAGUCCGAUGUUAACAGAAAAGAAUUCUUACUUCACAACUACAUGGUAAUUAAGAAUUCACAAUUUACAAACGCAAAAGUUUUAGAAGUAUACUCAUCGAAGGAAGAAAAUACUAAAAGCCAUUUAGUGUUAAUCUUCUACAUAGGAGACUUUAAUUUUUCCGUCGGUAGCAAUUCUCCAUAUGAAGUGAAUUUAAUUUUGAGUAUAAUGGCAGGAAAUAAAAAAAGUACUUGUAAAAUUAAUAAUUAUAGUAUGGUUUUGUUAAAAUCUGCAGAAGUAAAUAACCCUUCAGAAUUUGAAAUUCUGUCUGAACCCAUCAAAUUUAGCAUAAGAAAAACAUCUGCAAGUUUCAGAAUAAACAUAAAUAACCUUUUCCUAGAUGGAACAUGGAGACCUUUCGUAAAGGACAGACUUACGUUUUUAUUACAACCAGAAGAUAAUUGCUAUACUGUGUUGGAAGAUAAAUUAAAUAAGCCAUCUUUAAUAAUUGAAAAAAAAAAUAUGUUUUACACGGAGUGGGGAGAAUGGUCUCAAUGCUCUAUGGAAUGUGAUGAUCCUGAUAAUGUACAAAUAAGGGAAAGAAAAUGUGCUGAUUCCUCUGGGGAAUGUUUUAAAGGAGACCUAAAAGAAACCAGACCAUGCCAAGUGCCUCUACCCCCUUGUCAUUCCCUAUUUGAGAUGAAAGAAUCUUUAACGUUUAAAGUGGCCAUCAUUCUUUUACCCAUAAUACUUAUCAUUUGUGUAAUGGGAAUCCUAUAUCACAUAUUUUAUAAACAAAAAGGAGCUGAGAAGGAGUUGUACGAAAAUGUGGCUGGCAGAUAUAUGUACGAAUGA
This is a messenger RNA of Plasmodium fragile, 1023 nucleotides long. RefSeq lists its product as uncharacterized. Bases 1 to 1023 code for a protein of 340 amino acids. The record is from RefSeq and is a predicted model, not a curated record. NCBI's taxonomy places the organism in Eukaryota, Apicomplexa, Aconoidasida, Haemosporida, Plasmodiidae. The transcript has a single exon.